AUGCGCUCCACUCCAGAGUACAGAUCCCCGCACACCUUACAUUUUCCCCCUGUUGCGCACUUCAUUGCACAUUUUUUGCAAAAAAACACAUGUCGGCAGCUGUUGGCGCGGUAUUGGGAUUCAUCGGCGUGGCACAUCAUGCACAACACCACCUCAUCGAUGCCAGAAAGCUCCCCUCCACCAGGCAUUCAGUGCUUCUGUAGCCUUCGCUUAUUCUUUUCUCUUGAGUUUUCAACUUCUGUCUGCGCCACCUUGCACCUAUGCGUGAAGAGGAGGAGGGAUGAAAAGCGCGGUGGGGAGUGA
Messenger RNA from Trypanosoma rangeli, 303 nucleotides. RefSeq lists its product as uncharacterized. Bases 1 to 303 code for a protein of 100 amino acids. The transcript has a single exon. Lineage: Eukaryota; Euglenozoa; Kinetoplastea; Trypanosomatida; Trypanosomatidae. The record is from RefSeq and is a predicted model, not a curated record.